UGCUGACUGGACGGCCGCGACAGGGACGUCCGCUGGUGAGACGUCGACAUCAUGGCGCUCCCAACAGCCCCUACAAAACACGCCCUGAGCUUCCCCGCUAGCUUCAAAACACCCAUCGUCGGGAGCGUGCACUCGCAUUGGAAAUGCCUGACUCUGAGCUGAACAGUCCGGCGUCAUCGUCCGCCUCGCCGCCGCCAUCCCCGACCACGGCGAGACGCGGAGUUCUGGAGAAGAGGGGGAGGGAUGCCGGUGGCAAUGGCGCGGGCGGCCGGCACCCGGCGUACCGCGGCGUUCGGAUGAGGGCGUGGGGGAAGUGGGUGUCCGAGAUCAGGGAGCCGCGCAAGAAGUCGCGCAUCUGGCUGGGCACCUUCCCGACGCCAGAGAUGGCGGCACGCGCGCACGACGCCGCGGCGAUCGUCGUGAAGGGCCCUGCAGCCGUGCUCAACUUCCCCGAGCUGGCCUCGUCCCUGCCGCGCCCGGCCUCCGCCGCGCCCCACGACGUGCAGGCCGCGGCAGCCCGCGCCGCUGCCAUGGACCCUGCCCCCGUGCGCGAAGGCAUGAGCGCGGAGCCAAUGCCGGCUGCUGCGACGUCGCCCCUGUGGUGCCGCGGGCAGAUGUUGAGCCAGGUCGACGACGAGCUUGAGGAAAUCAUCGAGCUGCCAUCCAUCGACGAGGACAUCGCGGCCGCUGUUGAGGUCGCGUUCGGGGGCACGUUCUGCCAAGACCCCGUCGCCGAGCCGUGGUACGAAGCAGCGUGGCUGGGAGAGCACGCGGGCAUUGGCUCGCACGACGAGCUGGCCGUGUCCGCGCUCGGUCUGGAGCCGUCUCAGUUCUGGGGGCAACCCGAUGGCAUCGCCGCGUCCGGGUUCGGUGCGCUCUUGUGGAACCUGUAAUAAUAGCAAAUAAUCCGUCACUCUCCCUCUUUUUUGACUUGUGAAUAUGGAAUUUCUUUCUCUCUUGUCAGCUUCUAAAUUUUCCGUCCUUUAAUUUGACUAUUUGUGGCUACCCGUGACUGUGAUCUAGGUGGUUGAUACUGAUGCACAUUAAUAAUAAUCGAUGCCUCAGUGCACGUUUGUAAA
Messenger RNA from Hordeum vulgare subsp. vulgare (domesticated barley), 1079 nucleotides. Its product is annotated as ethylene-responsive transcription factor ERF039-like. Gene Ontology annotation, biological process: regulation of DNA-templated transcription. The record is from RefSeq and is a predicted model, not a curated record. NCBI's taxonomy places the organism in Eukaryota, Viridiplantae, Streptophyta, Magnoliopsida, Poales, Poaceae. The coding region runs from base 144 to 893 and encodes 249 amino acids. The transcript has a single exon. Gene Ontology annotation, molecular function: DNA binding; DNA-binding transcription factor activity.